Messenger RNA from Lethenteron reissneri (Far Eastern brook lamprey), 1448 nucleotides. It is a transcript of the gene SPRING1, whose product is annotated as SREBF pathway regulator in golgi 1. Lineage: Eukaryota; Metazoa; Chordata; Hyperoartia; Petromyzontiformes; Petromyzontidae. Gene Ontology annotation, biological process: positive regulation of SREBP signaling pathway. The record is from RefSeq and is a predicted model, not a curated record.
AUCGGAUCGCUUGUGUGGAGCAGGGAUUGUAAACGCAGCAGGGAGACGUCUUCCGUGGGUCGGGAUCCAGGAUCCAGCCUCGGAACCUCGGUCCCAGAUCCCAGGAUUUAGUCUCCGAGUUGAUCCGGGCCGUGAGCUCCCGGUUCUGUGCUCCCGGCUCCAGAUCGAAGUCGGACUUGAGCCGCUGGAAUCCAUCUCCGCGCUGGUUACGUCUCGAGGACCCAGCCCCAGCAGGGCUCAGGGUUCAAACUGAAGGCUCCGUCCGAUAUCCCUCCUCCAGUAUCAGACCUGCAACAGGUUCUGUGCUCGCGGCUCUUGGAGGCCGCAGUUCCCGGGCCCUGGAGCCCGGGACCCGCUCGCAUCCCGAGUCCCCGCGCGGCCAUGUGAGGCGGGGGGGGGGCCCUGAGCCGAGCCGCGGCCUUGCCCGCCCGGGCCGUCCCCCAUGAUUUCCCGCAGGAUUUUGCGCAAGCGCUGGCUCCUGUCCGUGGUGCUGGGCGCCUCCCUCAUCUACUUCCUCAAGAACACCAUCCGGCAGGCGCAGGAUGAGCUGACGGGGAAGGAGCGGUCCCUGCUGCAGGCGCAGGACCCCCAGCGCCGCCUCGACUGGCGCGUCCGCUUCACGCCCCACAACGGCAGCGGCGCGGGGGGGCCUCCGGGCCGGUGCCGCAACUCGGUGCAGGGACGCAUGCUGCUCACGGACGAGAGAGGCUUCGUGUGUGAGCGGCGUGCGGUGCUGCCGAGCGGCUGCUGUAACGACAGUGCGCCUGGCAGCGCGCAGUACAGCUGCCAGGGCUGUCAGCCCAAUGGCUGCUGCAGCAUCUAUGAGCACUGCGUGUCCUGCUGCCUGCAGCCUGAACAGGCUGUGCUCGAGCGCUUCCUCGGCCACGCGGCAGCUGCAUUCCAGAACCUCUUUCUGGCGGUGCGCGACCACUUUGAGCUAUGUCUCGCCAAGUGCCGCACAUCCUCACAGAGUGUGCAGCAUGAGAACACGUACCGUGACCCUCGCGCCAAGUACUGCUACGGGGAGGACCCCCCCGAGCUGCUGCCAGUGUGAGCCCGGCACCACCUCAUCUGCUAUCUCCUUGCUGGAGCCCACCCCUCCAACGAGCAACAGGUUGUGGCAACGCUGAUGGUCUCCAUCUAUCUCCUUGAGUCUCCACAAGUCUCCGUGUGUCUCCAGGGAUCUGGUGGCGAUAAAGAAACUAGCACCAGGAAAAACGUUCCAUGGUCAUAACUGCAAAUUGUCACACUCCGCAACUAUCCCACCUUCCAUUCCCCCUGCUUGCCAUGCCCAUCGCGGUUGUUGAUGCUGUAUUUAUAAUUAAAUUAUGCACAAUGUAUAAAAAACAACCCUGCCCCAAUGAGCCCUGUAUUGGCACGAUGUCACGCUCUACGUGGGUAUGAGCGGUGUGUAAAUAAGCUAACGUCAAUAAAGUGUUUGUGUUCUU